AGCAGGCGCCAGCGCUCCCCAAUGGGCCUAGAUGUCUUCUGCCAGAGAUACGAGCUGGCGGAGAAUAUCGAGGUGCUGCUGGAAGAGGAGCCCAGGGACCAACUGCGCACGGCGCUGCGGCAGAUCGCCAUGCGUGCCAUUGCCGAACUGAGCGCAGUGGAGAGGGUGCUGGAGGGCAAGGAGACAAGGCUGCUCCAAGCCUGCUUCUCCAGUGUCUUCUCGCUUCCACCAGAAGUGGAGGACAUGGACCGUUACCUCUACUUAGAAACCAUGCGGUCCAUGGACAACAUGCUGCAGGCAUUGCUCCUCAACUCUCGUGCCUCCAGAGUCAGCGAGCUGCUGCAGAAUAUCUUCCAGAUGCUCCUGACUCUGAGCAGCUCCGAGAGAGAACAUGUGCGGCAGAGGGCCGUGGGGAGGAUUGAGGGGCUGAGCUUCGUGUUGGCUGAGAAUCCCACACUGGAGGCCUGGUGCCGCUCUAGGACAGACAUACACGGCCCUGUCAGCUAUAGAGACAUCCAGAUCCCAGUGCUGGGACAGCUGCUGGGGCAUCUCCUCCUUUCCCAACAUUCCUGGGAAGAGGCAAGAACUCUGGCUCGAGAUGCAGUGCAGCACCUCGCUGUCUUCCUGGCUGGACAAAACAGUAAGAGAAGUUGUGUUGGGCUCGAUCCCUCUACACACAGACAUCUCCCGAUGGGUCUGCUCCUGUUCCUCACCUCCUUUGUCCUUCCCAGCUGCUUCCCAUAGCAUCCCAGCUGCCAUUUUGCUGCAGCAGCUGAGCGCUCUCCCAAAGUCUGGGAUCUGUUCUCUGCUGCUCUCCUUCCUCCCUCCUUUCGGGAUCCUGAAGCCCGCUGUUUCGUGGUUCCCAGAC
Columba livia (rock pigeon) is the source of this 868-nucleotide messenger RNA. RefSeq lists its product as uncharacterized. The record is from RefSeq and is a predicted model, not a curated record. Bases 22 to 744 code for a protein of 240 amino acids. Lineage: Eukaryota; Metazoa; Chordata; Aves; Columbiformes; Columbidae. Gene Ontology annotation, cellular component: cytoplasm. The transcript is spliced from 6 exons.